AUGGAAGCCAAGGAUGUCCCCAUCCCUGUCCCUGCGCUGGCCACAGAGCGUCGGUUUGCCCAGUGCAUCAGGGAGCAUUUGGAAGAGGAGCAGCUCCUGGAUGGGCGCUACCAGCUGCAGCAGAUGCCAGGGGGCCGUGUGGCCCUGCCUGUGCUGGAGGAGAAGCUCUCCCAGCUGUGCCUGCCCACAGACAUGCCCUGUGAGCUGGUGCAGAUCCAGGACCCUGUCCCCUCCAGGGCAUCCCGCCAGCGGACACCUGCCCAGAAGCUACGGGAUGAACUGCAGCAGCUGCUGGGUGAGGGCUGGUCAGAGGAGCUGGACCGUGACGUGCCCCAUGCCUGGCAGAGACAUGGGGACCUGGUCUUGCUGAGCGAGGACAGCUUCAAGGCUGCACUGUGGGAGAGGCUGGGGAAGGGGAAGCAGGGUCCAGCACUCUGGAAGACAGUUGCUUCAGCUUUGGGUGCCCGGCGGGUGGCCAGGAGAGGACGGGUGUUGCCAGAUGGGAUGAGGACCCCCAGUGUCACUCUGCUGCUGGGCCAGGAUGGCUGGGUGGAGCAUGUGGACAAUGGGAUCAGGUACACCUUUGACGUGACCAAGUGCAUGUUCUCACCAGGCAACAUCACGGAGAAGCUGCGGGUGGCCUCGCUGCCCUGCUCCGGAGAGGUCUUGGUGGAUCUCUACGCAGGCAUCGGCUACUUCACGUUGCCAUUCCUGGUUCAUGCAGCAGCUGCCUUUGUCCACGCCUGCGAGUGGAACAUUCAUGCCGUGGAGGCUCUGCACAGGACCCUGGUGCUGAAUGGUGUGCGGGAUCGCUGCCACAUCCACCACGGGGACAGCCGACAGCUGGAGCUGCGGGACGUAGCGGACAGGGUGAACCUGGGGCUGAUCCCCAGCUCAGAGGAAGGCUGGCCAGUGGCCUGUCGUGUCCUGAAGAAGGACACAGGUGGGGUUCUGCACAUCCACCACAACGUGGAGACUCCCCCUGCACCAGCCCUAUGGCAGAACCCUGUCCUACCAGCUGAGCAGGGGUCUCCAGAGGCAGCCAGCUCUGACAGAGAGGCACAGCACCCAGUGGAGAACAGAGGGAAGGAGGUGCUGGGGACCAGGAUCAGACCCGAGUGGCAGAGGUGGGCUGAAGCCACAGCGACACGGAUCCAGGGGCUGCUAGCAGAGCUGCAUGGGCAGCCGUGGCACACCAGAGUCCUGCACAUCGAGGCAGUGAAAUCCUAUGCUCCUCACGUGCAUCACGUUGUGCUGGACCUCGAGUGCCGACCAGUGCUGCCUGCCUAG
Acanthisitta chloris (rifleman) is the source of this 1290-nucleotide messenger RNA. RefSeq names its product tRNA methyltransferase 12 homolog (S. cerevisiae) (gene TYW2). The record is from RefSeq and is a predicted model, not a curated record. Gene Ontology annotation, biological process: tRNA methylation. Gene Ontology annotation, cellular component: cytoplasm. Bases 1 to 1290 code for a protein of 429 amino acids. The transcript is spliced from 7 exons. Gene Ontology annotation, molecular function: tRNA methyltransferase activity. NCBI's taxonomy places the organism in Eukaryota, Metazoa, Chordata, Aves, Passeriformes, Acanthisittidae.